Messenger RNA from Diprion similis, 517 nucleotides. RefSeq lists its product as uncharacterized. The record is from RefSeq and is a predicted model, not a curated record. Bases 76 to 447 code for a protein of 123 amino acids. NCBI's taxonomy places the organism in Eukaryota, Metazoa, Arthropoda, Insecta, Hymenoptera, Diprionidae. The transcript has 2 exons.
GGUGGUGGGCAUAUAGUCAAGCACGACUUUCGAAAAAGACUCAGUCAAAAGCCAAAGGAACAGACGACGCUAACCAUGACGCAGAAGCUGCUCUUCCUCGCCCUGAUGAUCGCUCUUUCCGCUGCGGAAUCCCCGCCGUAUCGGCCACGAGGCUGGCGUCCUUCCGGUCAGUCCUUCAACCCAGGAAAAUUUGGGUCCUACGGCCCUCCAACGCCCCCCAACACUUAUGGGCCUCAAAACGAACCCCAGACCACGACCUCAACCACGACCACGACUCAGGCCCCGACAACGUCGACACCAAGGAGCAGAGAACCGACGACACCCUUUCCCGAGGAUGAUAAUUUUGGAAGCCCAGCCCUCGCCGUCGCCAAUUCGUUUGCUUUCAACAGGCCCGUUUACGUAUACAACAGUUUUCCUUAUUUGUCUGGUUACACGGUGUUGAAGUGACGAAUCAUCGAUGAAUUUUAUUGUGUUUUUGUGAAAUUACUGUGAGAGGUAUGCUAGUUUGUUGGUUCGA